GCUGUGUCCCGGUGCCCCAAAGGGCCUUCUCGGCCCCCGGCUGUUCCUGAGCUGGUCAACGCCGGGGACCUGAGUGGUUCGGGCGGUAGUGGCAGUAGGACGCCCGGGUCCUCGUCCGGAGCCACGAGCCUCCGGGAGACGCUCCGGGGCCAGUGCCCACACUCUUAGGCGCCCUGGGUCGGAGGCCAGCCCGGGUGCGCGGUUACAUGCCCGCUUGCCCCUCGAGGGAGGCCUCCCUGGGCCGGCACAUAGCGGUCCCAGUAAGUGACAGGACCAGUAUACCCUUCACGGGAGAGGCGGCCGCAGACUACAGUGACCAGGAGCUGCACCGGAUGCUUCCUUUGCCCGGAAGGAGCUCACGUUCCCACCUGCCGAGUCCUGGAGCGUGGCCCUGCGCCUUUAAGGCGGAGCUUGCCGAGGAGCCACGCCCCGAGGGGCGCUCGGCCGCCAUUGGCCGAGGCCGCCUCAGGGCGGCACGUGGGCACGGGCCUUGAGCGCUCUGAUUGGAUUCGGGGCCUGUCCGUCUGCGAGCCUGGGGCCCGUGCCCACCCCAGGCCUCGGCGUUCGACUCCCGGGUCCUGCACGUUCCAUUCCCAGGCGGCCCCGGGGCGCGGCCCGAGCGGCCCUCUGAGUCCCCUGGCCGGGGCGCCGAAGCCGCGACGCAGGGCCUGGUUAGGAACCAGAAUAAGGCUGCUUCUGGGACCUGGUCAUAGGACUGACCAUGGCGGAGUUCUCCCAGAAUAGGAGCAAGCGGCGUGACGGUGAGGUGCUGGGAGGCGCUGUAGACUUCCUCCUGGCCAAUGCCCGCCUGGUGCUGGGAGUGGGCGGAGCUGCGGUGCUGGGCAUUGCCACCCUGGCCGUGAAGCGGCUCAUUGACAGGGCCACCACCCCCCGCGAUGAGGACGACGCCAAGGGGGACGCCCCAUGCCUAGAGGACAGCUGGCAGGACCUGAGCCUGCUCAAGGCCACGCCACGCCUCCAGCCCCGGCCCCCGCCCGCUGCGCUCAGCCAGCCGGUGCCACCUCCAGCCCCCUCACUCUCUGCCCCAGAAGGGUCUGCUGACGCAGGGCCCCAGACGUCGCCUCAGCUUAGCUCGCCGGCACCACCGCUGUGUCUGACGUUCCAGGAGAAACUGCUGGCUUUUGAGCGGGACCACGUGACUGUGCCAGGGGCUCACGUGUCUCUGGCCAAGCAGCUGGCGGGUGACAUUGCCCUGGAACUACAGGCCUAUCUGCGGAACAAGUUCCCAGACCUGCCCUUUGGGGCGCUUGUGCCCGGCGGGCCACUCUAUGAGGGGCUGCAGGUGGGGACUGCCGACCCUGUGCGGCUCCUGGUGCCCCUGGCACUGGAGCCAGGCCUGUGGAGCCUGGUGGCCGGCUCGGACACUGUAGCCCAAGACCCUCGCUGCUGGGCUGUGCGUAGGACUCAGCUGGAGUUCCGCCCCCGCGGGAGCAGCCCCUGGGACCGCUUCCUGGUGGGCGGCUACCUCUCCUCCCGGGUCCUGCUGGAGCUGCUCCGGAAGGCCUUGAUCGCCUCCGUCAACUGGCCAGCCAUCGGCAGCCUCCUCGGGUGUUUGAUCCGGCCACGCGUGGCCUCAGAUGAGCUGCUGCUGGAGGUGCAGCACGAGUGCCUGGAGCUCACUGUGGCCGUGCUGCUGGCCGUGGCUGGAGCCCAGGAUGGAGACCUUUUGCUGGCCUGGCCCUUGGAGGGGUUAGCUGGGAACCUUUGGCUGCAGGACUGGUACCCGGCUGAGGCUGCCCGGUUGCGGGCCCUGGAUGAGCAGGACGCUGGGACCCGCCGGCGGCUGCUGCUGCUGCUCUGCGCUGUCUGCCACAGUCACUCAGCUCUGUGGCGGCUGGGCCGGGACCGCCUGGCUCAGGUGGUUCUGCACCUGGGUGAGCAGGAGGCUGACUGGGCCGAGGAGGCCCUGGGGGAGCACUUCCUCCAGGCUCUGGAGCUGCUUCUCAGCAGCCUGGAGCAGGCCAGCCUGCCCAGCCACUUCAACCGCGACGUGAACCUCCUGGAUGGCCUGCGGGAGGAAGAGAUUGAUGACUUGGGCUUUGCACUGUACCGUGGCCUACAGGCCCCCGAGGGGCUGCUCUAGAGGGCGGAUGCAGCUGGGCAACAGACACCACUGCUUUUAGCUGGAACGAGGGGGUGUGGGCCGCCUUCGGCUUGCAGGAGCUGCCAUGAGUCCCAGGCAGGGAUGAGGCCACUGUCAUUUUCUGUCCCAAGGGUGUCAUGCUUCCUUUGGGUGUGGGCAUCUCCAGGCUGCUGGUGCUUGGCCAUGGACACUCUGUUUGGUAACCCCCCCGGGGCUGGAAUCACCUGGGAUCCUCAGAACGUAGCUUUUGGCUGACCCUCAGGCCUGCUUUCUGUGCUAUGUGCCUGGUUUGCUCUCUAGCCUGGACUAGCCGGGGCUAACCUGGGGGAAGGCCCUUCCGCUCUAGCCUCGGAGGCCCUGGGCGGGCUCUGUCCUCACUGAGGGAGCCAAGGCUGUCUAUGCUGCUCGCCUGGCCCAGAGCCUAGGGUGCCCCUGGCUGCUGCCAGCCCGGCCCCCACUGUGCCAACACCAGCUGUCCUAGCUGACCCUGUGCUCUCCCUGGAGCUGGUGGGGGCUUGGGCCAGGGGGGUGUUGUCUGCCUCCCCUCCCAGGCAUCUCUCCUCUCUGGUAUCCUUCCUGCUAAAGUAAAGCUAUGCCACAAGGACUGUGAAUGAGAAUAAAAAACUCAAAAAAGUCCAUGA
Capra hircus (goat) is the source of this 2745-nucleotide messenger RNA. It is a transcript of the gene MIEF2, whose product is annotated as mitochondrial elongation factor 2. Gene Ontology annotation, cellular component: mitochondrial outer membrane. The transcript is spliced from 5 exons. Gene Ontology annotation, biological process: mitochondrion organization; positive regulation of mitochondrial fission. The coding region runs from base 722 to 2104 and encodes 460 amino acids. The record is from RefSeq and is a predicted model, not a curated record. NCBI's taxonomy places the organism in Eukaryota, Metazoa, Chordata, Mammalia, Artiodactyla, Bovidae.